AGGUUUGAAAACAUUUGAAUGCAUUGCGUUUCAUUAUAAGCAAAUAUGAAUUACAACUGCCAAUGUCCAACUUUGUCCACAAAUUGUCACUUUUGUCAGUUUGAAUUGACGUUGUUGUUUUAUGUUGAAUAUUUUUUUUUGAUAUUAUUAGUUUUUAUAUAGUUUCAGUUCAAUCAUGUUUAGCAGAGUUCCAGUCUUUUUGUUAUCGCCGCUGAAAAAAAGUGUCACAAAGUCUAUGAUGGCACUUAACUUUUCUACAUCUGAAGGUUUAUUUAGAUGUUUUAAGUUAGCUUUGCUCCAGUUAAAAGUGGGUUUGGGUAAAACUCAGAACUUAGCUAAUGCGGUAAAAGAGAUUCACUACGCGAAGGAGAAAGGGGCCCAGCUGGUCGCGUUGCCGGAUUUCUUCAAUGCUCCAUAUGGAGUUCAAUACUUAGAAGAAUACGCGGAGGAGAUCCCGAGCGGGCCGUCAUGUGCAGCUCUGAGAUGCGCAGCGCUGGAGGCCGGCGUGUGCGUGGUCGGCGGGACCAUGCCCGAGCGGCACCGCGACAAGUUCUACAACUCCUGCACCGUCUGGGACGAGAAGGGGAACCUUGUCGCUGUGCAUAGGAAGUUACAUUUGUUCGACGUAGAUCUCCCUGGGGGUUUAGAGUUCAAGGAGUCGGAUGUGCUGUCGGCCGGCGACGAAAUUACCACCUUUGACUUCAGAGGCAUAAGGAUCGGUCUCGGAGCAUGCUACGACCUGAGAUUCUUUGAAAUGGCACAGAUGAUGGCUAAAGAAGGGUGUUCACUGCUGCUAUACCCUGGAGCGUUUACCCUGACGACAGGCCAGUUGCACUGGGAGAUCCUAGCUCGAGCGCGGGCCACGGACCUGCAGCUGUGGGUGGCGCUGGUGAGCCCCGCGCGUGACAUGACCGCUAACUACGUGGCGUGGGGACACUCCAUGAUCGUGGACCCCUGGGGAGCAGUGGUGCUGGAGUUGGAUGAAGCGCCAGGAAUACUUAUGAUAGAUAUUGAUUCGCAACUCGUUGAAAACGUAAGGUCUCAGAUACCGGUAUGGAAACACAGAAGAACUGACCUGUACGAUACAGUCUCCCCAAAAUAUAUUAUAAGGAAGAAAAUGUGAUCUGAAGGAUUUGAAACUGGUGAUAUUUUUUAUGUACUGUAAUAACUACGGCUGGCCUUAAUGGCUCGCAUUUAAGAUUAUUCUCGAACAAAACAAUUUUUGAAAUGUUUUCUGUACUUAUGUCAUAAAGAGGUUAAGUUUGUGCAUUUUUGAGGUUGGGAAGAGGGCGGGGU
Messenger RNA from Trichoplusia ni (cabbage looper), 1296 nucleotides. Its product is annotated as omega-amidase NIT2-like. The coding region runs from base 176 to 1123 and encodes 315 amino acids. Gene Ontology annotation, cellular component: mitochondrion. Gene Ontology annotation, molecular function: omega-amidase activity. The record is from RefSeq and is a predicted model, not a curated record. Gene Ontology annotation, biological process: L-glutamine metabolic process; oxaloacetate metabolic process. NCBI's taxonomy places the organism in Eukaryota, Metazoa, Arthropoda, Insecta, Lepidoptera, Noctuidae. The transcript is spliced from 7 exons.